GGUGGGGCGCGGUGGGGCGCGGUGGGCGGGAGGAGAAGGGAGCCAUGGGGGCGCGCUGCAUCCCUGGCGUCGAAGAGCCGUCGCCACCCCAGUGACACACAAACAGUCGCCAGGACAUCACGUCGCCGACGUCGUCGCGGGCGUGCGCCGAGGAGGCGUGGAGCAAGAGCCGGCACAUGAAGUGCUCGAAGAAGGACCGGGGACGCGCACGACGCGCAGGUGCCGCACGGGCCGGGCCGAGACGGCCGGGACGGGAUGUCGAUGAAGAAGGAGUCCCCCCUGGACGCGCACCUCCACAUCGCCGCCCUGCAGGGCGACGUGGCCACGCUGCGGAGGGUGCUGGACAGCGGCCGGGUGCAUGUUGACUGCAAGGACAGGGAUGGCACCACGCCGCUCAUCCUGGCGGCGGCCAACGGCCACCUGGACUGCGUGGAGGAGCUGCUGGAGCAGGGCGCCAACCCGCGCGCCAGGAGGACGACCGGCACCACGCCCCUGUUCUUCGCCGCCCAGGGAGGCUUCCUCGACAUCGCGCAGGCCCUGCUGGACAACGGCGCGCAGGUGGACUCGGCCAGCGUGGAUGGAGGCACGCCGCUGUUCGUCUCGUGCCAAUGCGGCCACCUUGACGUCGCCAAGGAGCUCGUCAACAGGGGCGCCAACGUCAACGCGCACAUGAAGGACCGCGCGACGCCGCUGUUCAUGGCCUCGCAGAACGGGCACGGGCGCGAGGUGCUGUUCCUGCUGGAGGCCGGCGCCGCGGUGGACGCGCGCCGCACGGACGGCGCCACGGCCCUCUGGAUCGCGGCGCAGAUGGGCCACGAGCGCAUCGUGCGCGUGCUGCUGCGGCACGGCGCGGCCGUGGACACCACGCGACACGACGGCGCGACGCCACUGUUCAAGGCGGCGCACAAGGGCCACGCCGCCGUCGUGGACGAGCUGCUGCAGUACAGGCCCAGCCUGAAGCUGCUUCCGAACGGCGAGAGCGCCCUCCACGCCGCCGCGCUCUUCGGCCACGUGGCGGUGGUGCGCAAGCUCCUGGCGGCCGGGAGCGACCCGUCGCUGCGCAACCAGGAGGGGCUCACCGCGGCGCAGCUCGCCGCCGACAAGAAGCACCGUGCCGUCGUGGACCUCCUGGUGCUGGCCGCGCAGGCCAGCCGCAGCUAGCGCGCUAGCGCGCCGCAAGAAUAGAGAGAGCACUAUUUUUCUGAUAUUUUUGUACGUUAUGUGAUCACUUAUUUAAAGGUCGACCUACUCCACCCUGGCUCGCAAGUGCCCCGAAGCUGUGGCGAGUGUGAUUUGUUUAGUAUUGUUAUAUUGUAAUGUUAGUUAUGGGUCGUUUGGCGACCUCGGUAAUUUAUGUGUCUUUGAUUAUUGUUGCAUUCAAAAGUGUCGCCCAUUCGGCACGGCGGCAAGGUGGGCAUCAUUGAGGAAUGAGAUGUGGAAAAUGAAGUCUAGUCGGACAGUUAUUUUUGUUUUAGUUGAUCCUUUGAUUUUUUUAGUAUGUAAAACGCGUCACUUCUACUGCCAGUGUGAAAUGCAUAUCCGCCCUGGUUAAGCGCCACAACUAUUUUUUACGACUGUAUGUAAGAGACUUCUUAAUCGUAAACGGACACAGCAGGAUAUAUAUUUAUGAAACGUUCUUCGUUAAUAAACUUUGUUGUUGAACCAAA
Molecule: messenger RNA, 1667 nt
Organism: Thrips palmi
Lineage: Eukaryota; Metazoa; Arthropoda; Insecta; Thysanoptera; Thripidae
Product: ankyrin repeat domain-containing protein 29
Exons: 8
Coding region: 256-1161 (301 amino acids)
Biological process (GO): RNA processing
Cellular component (GO): cytoplasm; nucleus
Molecular function (GO): RNA binding; protein binding; RNA nuclease activity
Source: RefSeq, a predicted model, not a curated record